CUCACCUCAACAGUUUUUAAUCUUUUAUUGUCUUGAUAAUAUCAGUGAUUGUGGGUCAAGAGGUCAAACAUUCAAAUGCUGUUUGUUUAUCUGAUUAUGACCCAGAUUCAUUUAUUUGUUCGGGCCAUUCGAAUAUGAAUAUUGUAAUUCCAAUGGACUACUGAAUAAUAAUAAAAACUCUUUGUAGUUGCAUAAUAUUUCCUCUGUUACACUCAUCUACUAAACUAGACCAAACCAGAGCACUGUAGGCGGGUUUAUCAGAUUAAUACAUUAAGUUUGGGGCGGGAGGAUAAAGUUACGGAGACUCAACACCAAUAGCACAAAGUCGCUGCUGUCUGUGUGAAAAUGAGCAGCAGUGGCGUCCGACGCAGGGCUUCAUCAGUGCCGGACUCAGACACAGACAGAGAACCAGCAGUGGCCUUGAAGAAAGAGAUUGGACUCUUCAGUGCGUGUGGUAUUAAUGUGGGUAACAUUAUUGGGUCUGGGAUCUUUGUAAGUCCAAAGGGUGUAUUGGAAAAUGCCAGUUCAGUGGGUCUGGCUCUCAUAGUGUGGGUUCUCGUGGGCGUCAUCACUGCCAUCAGUGCUUUGUGCUAUGCUGAACUGGGCGUCACAAUCCCAAAGUCAGGCGGAGACUAUUCCUAUGUUAAAGACAUUUUUGGAGGUCUAGCUGGGUUUCUAAGGCUGUGGACUGCAGUGUUGGUGGUCUAUCCAACUAGCCAGGCUGUGAUUGCCCUCACAUUUGCCAAUUACGCAUUGCAGCCUCUCUUCCCUUCAUGCUUCCCUCCAGAGAGAGCUCUGGGUCUGCUCGCUGCCGCCUGCCUGUUUAUGCUUUUUGCUAUUAACUGCUUCAGUGUCCGCUGGGCGACACGGGUACAGGAUGUGUUCACGACGGGCAAGCUCCUCGCCCUCUGCCUCAUCAUCAUUAUGGGCAUCGUGCAGAUCUGCAAGGGUCAUUAUUAUUAAGAACAUGCUUUUCACCCUUUCCAGCCUUAUGACAUGGGCCGCAUUGCACUCGCUUUCCUCCAGGGCUCCUUCGCUUAUGCAGGAUGGAACUUUCUUAACUAUGUAACAGAAGAGCUCAUCGACCCCUACAGGAACCUGCCUCACGCAAUCUUCAUCUCAAUCCCUCUGGUCACUUUUGUCUAUGUAUUUGUGAAUAUUGCGUAUGUUACAGCUAUGAGCCCUCAGGAACUGUUGGCCUCCAAUGCUGUUGCCGUGACCUUUGGCGAAAAGCUGUUUGGGAUGAUGAUGUCAUGGAUCAUGCCCAUCUCUGUGGCUCUGUCCACCUUCGGAGGGGUCAAUGGAUCUCUUUUCACGUCAUCUAGGUUGUUCUUUACAGGUGCGAGGGAGGGUCAUCUUCCCCGUCUGUUGGCAAUGAUUCAUGUUAACCGCUGUACACCCAUCCCAGCUUUGCUUUUCACUUGUAUAUCAACUCUGCUGAUGUUGUGCACCAGUGACAUAUACACCCUCAUCAACUAUGUUGGUUUUAACCUGUUUUAUGGGGUCACUGUUACCGGGCAGAUUGUGCUUCGCAUCAAAGAGCCAGACAUGCAUCGGCCAAUCAAGGUGAGCUUGGUGUGGCCAGUAAUUUUCCUGAUUUUCUGGGCAUUCCUGCUGAUCUUCUCACUGUACUUGUCAGGUGUUCCUGUGUAUCUAUUUGGCAUAUAUUGGGAAAACAAGCCCAAGAGCUUCAGUUCUUUUGUUGCUAAACUGACACACUUGGGGCAGAAGCUGUGCAUGGUGGUUUAUCCCGGUGAGGACAGAGAUGGAAAUGAAGACAAAGAGGAAGCUGAAUAGGAUUACAUUAUACAGGAAGUAAAUUUACAGGUUUAUUGAUGGAUAUUCAUUCAACAGCUUAAGCAAUAUGAGUGUGGUAGAUUUUGAAAAUGCAAAACAAACAUCCACACAAAUGUGGAGACUAAUUUAAUAAUUAAAAAAGUAUUUAUUUUCAUUUGUAAGACUGGCCUUAAGAAACAUCCUUAGUGCAAUACUGCCUCCCAUUGGCAAGAUUAUUAGACGCAAUAUCAAUUUUGCUGUUGCCACCGUUACAGAGAAUUUUGUAUUUUUAUAUUGAGCAUAGUUGAUGUUCUCUUGAUCAUUCUCUGGUGUUUGUAUCCCCUGAAUUGUAUUAUCUAUUUUAAAAUGGUUGAAUAAUUGUGGUGAAGAUAAACACAUAUAAUUUG
This is a messenger RNA of Rhinichthys klamathensis goyatoka, 2183 nucleotides long. RefSeq names its product solute carrier family 7 member 8b (gene slc7a8b). The record is from RefSeq and is a predicted model, not a curated record. Gene Ontology annotation, biological process: neutral amino acid transport; amino acid transmembrane transport. NCBI's taxonomy places the organism in Eukaryota, Metazoa, Chordata, Actinopteri, Cypriniformes, Leuciscidae. Gene Ontology annotation, molecular function: neutral L-amino acid transmembrane transporter activity; L-amino acid transmembrane transporter activity. Gene Ontology annotation, cellular component: membrane.